AUGGCCGACAUUUUCGACUUAGUGGAGAAGGAGCUCGAGGAAAGAGAGGAGGAGGAUCUUAUGGACUUCAUCUCCGAUGGCGAAGGAGAGGACAUCGACACCCUCGAGGAGCCGCUGCGGCUUGAUGAUAGCUUCCCCAGCACAGUGGUAGUCUCCGGCAUUCCGCAAGUGCCGAAGGAGAAGUUCGACAAGCUCUUAGGUGUGAUCUCGAAGCUGUUCAACAAGUACGGCGAGAACGAGAAAGAGAUGCCCUUCAACGCGGCAGGCACCAUGACCGAGGGCUGCGUGCUCAUCACCUAUGAGACCCCCGAGGCAGCCACACAGGCGCAGCAGGCCCUGGAUGGCAUGAGCUUAGACAAGAAGCACACCUUCAAGGUCGUGAAGUUUGACCAGUUCAACGAGAUUACGAACCGAGACGAGGACUUCAAGCCGAGGCGUACCCUCGCCAGCUACUCUCGGAACGACUUCCGGUCCUGGCUUACAGAUACCAAGUGCCGGGAGCAGUUCCUGCUGCGCUACCAGACAGAGACCGAGAUCUAUUGGCACGACACUACCAUAGGCGAGCCGACUCUCUGCUAUGGCGGCGAGCGAGAAAAGCGAACCGGCAAGAUUUGGUGCGACUGGCAGGUGCAGUGGUCCCCGCUGGGCCACUUCCUGACGACGUUCCACAAGCAGGGUGUGGCUCUCUGGGGCGGCCCAGAGUUCACCAAGAAAAUCCGCUUCGCGCACGACGGCGUGAAGUACUUGGAGUUCUCGCCCACGGAGGAGUAUGCCCUGACAUGGAACGGCACUUCAGCGCUCGAGAACGAUGCGCAGGCCGUGCGCAUCCAUCGCGUCCUGACGGGCGAGUGUGUCUUCAACUGCCGUACCCCAGCAGUGGCACCGCUAGGCGGCGACUUCCCCCACUUCCUGUGGAGCCACGACGGCAAGUACUUUGCCGAGUGCAACGAAGCGUCGAUCUCUGUGCGCGAGACCGACACCUUCAACCUGAUCAAGGAUGAAGACGGGAAGAAGCGGACCUUGAAGUUCCCCGAGCUGAGCACCUUCCAAUGGUCCCCCAAGGACAAUCUGCUGAGCGUCUGGUGCCUGGAGAAGGAGAACAAUCCUGCUAGGUUGGUACUGGUGGAGAUCCCCUCGCGACGCGAGCUGGCGUCGCGGUCCCGAACGCAGGUCGAGGCUUCCAUGCAUUGGCAGUCCGAGGGCGACUACCUCUGCCUCAUCAACACCAAGCUUAGCAAGACCAAGAAGAAGGGCGCUACGAACCUGGAGAUCUUCCGCAUUCGGGAGAAGAACAUCCCCGUGGACAUCGUAGAGGUCAAAGACUCCGUUCGAGGUUUCCACUGGGAGACGAAGGGCCACCGCUUCUCCCUGCUAACCAGCGACGACUCCGGACACCACCCGAAGAUGUUCAUCUACGGCCUCAGCAAGGAGAAGUGCGAAGUGCUCAGCUUCUUCGAUCUGCCCUCCAACAGCUACAACAACUUCUUCUGGGCUCCCGAGGGGCAGUACUUCGUCUGCGCUGCCGUCGGCCACGGCGACCUGCUCUUCGGAGGGAUGACCAGCGACAACAAGCUCGAGAUCCUGCACAAGGAUGAGCACUUCAUGCUCACAGACGUGCAGUGGGAUCCGUCAUCCAGGUAUGUCAUCACAGCAGUGACGCAGCCCAUGCAGAACGAAAUCGGCGGCUUCAAGUACAGUAUGGAAGCCGGCUUUGCAAUCUGGACCUUCCAGGGCCGUGUUCUGCAUCGGCAGCAGAAGGAGAAGCUGUGGCAGAUUUCGUGGCGGCCGCACCCGCCCUGCCUCCUCUCGAGCUCCAAGCAGGCAAAUGUCCGAAAGAAUGUCAAGCAGUACUCCAAGAAAUACGACCAGCUGGAUGAUCAGGCCAAAGAGGCUGCACGCAACGCCUACCGCAACGAGCGGGAGGGCAAGAUGAACGCCUUCAGGGAAAUCCUCCAGCGGGUGGGAGAUAUCUACUUUGACAAGUCCGAGGAGAAUGGUUGGGCCGAUGCCUUGGAUGCAUUCAAUGCAUCAAAGGGCUGGUCCCCGCUACAGGAAGUGUCGCAGGAUGUCAUCGAGGUGGUUGAAGAGAAGGUGGGCUGA
This is a messenger RNA of Symbiodinium natans, 2100 nucleotides long. The record is from the annotation of a GenBank genome assembly. Lineage: Eukaryota; Dinophyceae; Suessiales; Symbiodiniaceae.